Messenger RNA from Tilletiaria anomala UBC 951, 1690 nucleotides. RefSeq lists its product as uncharacterized. The record is from RefSeq and is a predicted model, not a curated record. Bases 297 to 1550 code for a protein of 417 amino acids. The transcript has a single exon. NCBI's taxonomy places the organism in Eukaryota, Fungi, Basidiomycota, Exobasidiomycetes, Georgefischeriales, Tilletiariaceae.
CCCUAUCCAACUCAACCAAACACAGCCCAGCACUCGGCAACCCAGGUUGACACCCUCAUGCACGCUUGCACCUUAUUUUUCUCGUUCAUGUCGUAUUAUACCAUUUUAUUUAUAUGCCCUCAUUCUGUGCAUCAAUCACACUCGUGCAAUCCCCUCAACCGUAACUUGUUCAGGUCGAUCUGCUCUAUCCACACUCGACCCCCCAUCUUGCCUCCCACAUUCAGGCACAUCGUCUUCUGUCGCCGGCAAGCUCAAUCAUCAUCAAUACAUCGACGCACCCUUCACGCAACGCAAAGAUGGAGCAACGAGUCCUGCUGCUCUAUCAGCCCGUGUUUCAUCCGCAUCUCGCGAUCGAGCCCUCGUCGUCGGGUGCCCCAAUGCCUCCCUCCACGCCAGAAUCGCAGGGCGGACACACAUACGCUCAGAAAAGGUCAAAUGGCAAGAGCCCCAUCACCCUCGCACAAGGCUCACCGGCACCCCCUCUAUCCGAGCUGCCGCCGCAAGUAGGCUCGGUCGUGCUCGACGCCAAGCACUCCAGGUCCGUCUCGGCACUGCAAGAUGCGGGCAAGAGCGUAGCGCAACAUUUGGAUCAGCAGACGUCAGACUCAGCAACGUCGAGCAUCCAGGUGGACCUGUUCUCGAUUCUACCGGCUUCGUACACCAGAAGCACGCACCCCGCGUUCAAACACACUGCGUCCAUGUCCCGAUCGACCAGCAGCGCCGCAUAUCGCACAACGUCGGGCUCCUCGAACGACAGCUCAGGCGACUCUGGCACCGCUUCUGGGCGCCAUUGCAAUUCUCCCUCCCAUCACCACGGCCAUCAGCAGCAGCAGCAGCAGCACCAUGGGCUGUUUUCCGGUCUGGCUUCGCUUUUGCACAGCCGUCCUGGCUCGCGGCACAACUCGCCUGGCUCAUCACGCGCAGUAUCCAGGCGUAACAGUCAGCACUCUAUACACUCUCACGGAAGCGCCUUGGGAAGCCAUGUGCUGCAAUCGCAUGCGCACGACGCGCUGCUAGAGCUGACGGACGUCCUGCGCGUUGAGGAUGAAGAGGCAGAAGAGGCACGUGAGCAGCUGCUCGAUCGCUUGACGAUCCUCUCCGGGGAACUGGAGGAUGGCGGGGAGAAGCGCUCGAUCAACAUCGCUGUCAGGCAAGCAGGGGACGGGGAGAGUCUGCAAGAGGCACUGCAAUGCUUGCUCAGGCAGAGCAGAUACGACGAAUUGAUCAUGGUCAACGACGCGGACCUCGCGCAUCUCCCGCACCCGCCUUCGACACCUCCGCCCUUGGCGUCGAGUCCAAGCUCCAACAGCCCCGACAUGGCGCAAGCGCCGUCGCUAAUCUCGCACACACACCCGCAGCCCUUCACCAGCUCGCUCCGGAAGCGCGUCGCCGGAUUCGCACGCUUGCAUCUGCACCUCAAGCACGAUGUGCAUCGCUCCCGCGAGCUCGAGCUCGAGCACGACAGGGUCGCACUUGCAGCGGAUGCGCACGCGCUGCGCAAGGACAUCCAGAGAGGCUUUGGCAGCCAUAUUCCGAUCUUGGCCAUCUGAGCAUUCGAAUGGAGCAAGCAAGCAAGCUAGAAGGCUGCAUCGUUUGCAGGCACUUGCGGUGCGAUGGUGCUCAAUGUAUUUCUUUCGUGUAGCAUAACAAAUGGGAAAGCACACUCCUUUUUUGGCGUCUGCUAUCUAGU